GUCCAGCAUGAACAAAGAAACCACGCUACAGAACCUGUAAUAGAUGAUUAUAAAAAGAUGGGGACUCUCUUUGGCGAAUUAAACAAAAGCCUCAUCAGAAUCGGCUUCACGAGGAUGUAUUUUGGAGAACGGAUAGUAGAACCUGUAAUAAUCAUGUUCUUCUGGGUUAUGCUCUGGUUUCUCGGCUUGCAAGCUCUUGGACUAGUUGCAGUUCUGUGCCUUGUCAUUAUUUAUGUGCAGCAGUAACAUUUUAUAGAUGAUGCCUGUUGGAGCAGGUGUUACAAUGCCAUCACGGUUUCAGUAGGUUUAUAUUUUACUUAAAUGGGUGCUUUG
Molecule: messenger RNA, 333 nt
Organism: Tinamus guttatus (white-throated tinamou)
Lineage: Eukaryota; Metazoa; Chordata; Aves; Tinamiformes; Tinamidae
Source: RefSeq, a predicted model, not a curated record